CAGGACACACACACACACACGCACACACACACGUACGUAUUCCAGGAAGUGGAACCUUUUCAACAAGUUAAAGCUAACCAACAAGCCUUUCCUAGACGAGGUGCCACGAAACCACCAUGCUCAAAAGUUCAGUGAUUUCACGACGGAGCUGAAUUGUUGGACGGCAUGCAUUCAUCAAGAGUUACAGCCUUUUUAUUCUUUUAUUAUUUUUUCCUUGCGGUUUCAGGGGUCCAGAGGCUGACACUAACCCCUGACCGAGGCACCACCCUCAACAUCAGCAGCCAGGUCAAAGGAUCAGCAUGCAAAGUAUGCUCAGGGGCAAGGCGCAGGUGUGACACAACUUUGGUAUUAAAAGAUAGCACCCCAGUCGUGGUAGAAUUUGAUUGCCGCCGACCUGAAGAUGUGUUCAGAGUGGAGAUCAUAAGAAAUAUAGAAUGUACCACAAAGUCAUGCAGCGGUGACAUCAUUCAGGCGGACUCAGGCCUCCAUUUGUGGCUGGAUUUCCACCGCACCUUCACUUGGAACUUGAAAGCCUCAGUACUGAAAGCAAUCCAAGUGGACUUCUCUAAAGUGGGUCUGAGACAAAUGAGUCCGUCUGUAAACUGUCCAGACAGACACGCUUACACCAUGAAGGCCUUCCAGGCGACAGGGACUGUGGUCAUCGGCAAAUACUGCAGAGCAGGCCCUAUCAGUAGUGCUCAGAUACUAAAUGAAGGUAGCUUCUCUUUGGAUGCUCCACCAGGACUGAAGCUGCAAAGUGACCAGUUUGGUGUGUCUGUUGGGGAGGAAAUUAAAUCCCUUGCCAAAAUCACAGUAUCUUUGCCACACCAAAGCUCUUCCAUUGAGUUGCUCUCUCCAAACUUCCCGGAGAGCUUUCCUGAUGACGAUGUGAUGGAGUGGUACUUUCACAUUGAGGCAAAACAAAAGGCAAAUGUCGAGUUCCUGAACCUCACACAGCCUCGUUGUCUUAAGAAGGAAACUGCGGCAGAGUAUCACAGCAAAGGCAGAGAGGCGCUGGUGCUGCGUCUGACGGACACCCAGCCGGUCCAGAAUCGGGGGGAUUUCACUUUGACUUUGAGGAAUUGUGAGAUGGACAGAAGACGAGCUGGUUCUCCGGGACUCUCCGUGAAAAUCAAGGUGUCAGCUUCAAGGGCGAGUUCACAAGUGUUGUGUGGUGUGGACCUGAGGAAAAUGAAGGUCCUUUCUCUUCACUUGGAAAGGCUGAGCAAAGCCUCUGAAUGUGAGAUGAAGAUGAACUCUGUGACCAUGGAGAAGAUCACAGUCCCAUCCGGAAGCGUUACUCAGCUGUCUUUCCAGGACUGCCUUCCUAAUGACGUCUUAGUCACUGCCAGUGGAGUCAUUGGUUGUACUCAACUUAAAGAUUGCCCGAAGAGUCCAGUUCCUCUUUCGGUGCCUUCGCUGCCAAGCUGCCUCCCAGGCCCUCUUCGUGCUGUGACCUGGGCACUCCGCCCUCCCCUGCACGGCACCGUCGAGCUGACCUCUUCAAUCGGUCCACUCCAACAGCACCUGCCGGGGCAGCCGUGCAACGACAGCAUCAUCACGGUGUCGGAAGAUGAUGGAGCUACUGUAGGCCACUUCUGUCCUCAGGGGGCCAUUCAGAAGGUCCAAAUCCACACCAAGAUAUCUGUCACUGUGACCAGAAAGGGUGGCCAAGCACUAAGACCUGCUGUGAAGCCUCUAUUGAUGGCCAGUUUGAAAGAGGAGAUAGCAGAAAGAUACAUAUUCACUGUAUCCCCCAAAAGAGACAAGACUGUCCUUUUGGCAACACCUGGUUGGCCAGAGGGGAUGGAGUCCUACGCCACUGUCUCCUGGAUCAUGUCACUUCCCCCCAAGAUGGAGGCACACCUGAUGUUUUUCAACAUCAGUCAGCCCAAGUGCGCCAACCGCCACACUAACAUCCGGGUGCAGAGGAUCGGUAGUCUGGAGGAGGACUACAGUCGCAGGGAGGACGAGGAGGCUGAGGAGACCAGUGUCGCAGAGAACUUCUACCUCAACAUGUCCAACUGUAUGCCUGAGAGAGGAGACUUCAAGGUCAUCACAGAGCUUACCCUCCAAAAGAGUGCGAACAUGAUGUUGGUUACCAUCGUGAGUGUGGUCGCUGCGCUGGUGUUGCUUUUUAUUGUCGUGUUGGUGGUGGUCUGUUUUGUAAUUAAGAAGAAGAAAAAGAAGCUUGAACAUCAGGUGUCCAUCUACAAUCCCAAUGGCACUGACUUCCGAGCAGGACACAAUGGCUUCCCAAAAUCACGUGAGGACAACGAGUCUCAUGUGUACGCCUCCAUUGAGGACACGCUGGUUUACACCCACCUGCUUAGAAAGGGGGCAGAGAUGGGCGUCUACACAGAGUCGGAUACCUACCAGCCCUUCAUGGAGCAAACAUUGGUGUCUAAAGAUGGCAACACCAUGGAGGUGGCAGUUUACCAGGAUUAUCUUUUGUCAGAUCAACAGGCUCCCCCACUUCCCAACAGGCCCCCUAGUCACAACCAAGCCCUUGUGGACAAUGUGAUUUACCAGUCCCAGCCCUCGCUGGAUGAGCAUUCCGCUAAAAUGGGGCCACGGCUGGAGCCAGAGGGAGGCAACUGAUUGGAUGCGGCUUUUCUGAUUCCUUCAACUUUUGGAGAUUUAAUAUUCCUGGGUAGCUGUGUGAUUGCCUGCUGCUCACCCUCACAAGACAUAGUUUUUUUCCCCUGCUGAUAAAUUUAGACGCACAAACUGCACAUGUCCAGACCUGCCUGUGGUUGUGUGUUGUGCCUUGAUUUUGAACUUGGAUGGUGGAGCUUCUCUUUGGAAAACAAAGCUGGAUCACGCUUUACCACUUUUGACCAAUGAAAAAACAGGGACUAUUUUUUAUUUUGGACAUUUGUAUUUUUGUACGGAUGGAUAGUGUUUUAUUCAUUUUUGCCAAUAAAGUGAUUGAAAAGAGAUCCUCUAUUACAGUGAUUCUCAACUGGUGGGUCACGACCGCACUGAGCCGUUUUCAGUCACGAUAAAAUAGAGUAAUGGCCAGAUGUCCAUGAAUGCACCAUGUGCAGGUGAUAUUCACUUCCUACACCACCACAACGUGCGUGCCAUGUUUAUAGGCAAUUUGGUCAAGCUUGAGCAGGAGGGGAAAGACUUAAUGGACUUAAUGCGCCGUCCAUCCAACACACAGCUAGACUAGAAAAUAUCACAGCAUAAAGCAAAAGCUCACGUUUUGCAUGAAGGAAAUCCACUCACAAUGAAGACCAUGUAUACUAUGACCGUACUGGGAGGCGUUUUAUGCCCAAUUCAAUCUAUUGACCCAGGCAAGUCUUCUCCACACCAAGGUUACUAGGCUGAUAUGGCCCAGAAUUAAGUCAAAACAGAAACAUUGGCAAAGAAUGUUUAGUUUAUGUCAACUACACUAAGUGUUAUCGGGACAGCGAAGGAGCCAGCUAUCAUCUGCUGGCGUCACAGGCUUCGGCAAGGAAUUCAGGAGAAAGUUAUCCUAGGAGGGACUGGCGCCAAUGGUCUGAGCAAACAAGUAUAAAAUUGACUAUGGGACAAUCGGGCAGGAGCUCUCUUUCAUUUUCAGCAAGGAGAUGGGCACAGGGUCCAGGGACCUGUAGACUGCGGAAACUAU
Molecule: messenger RNA, 3619 nt
Organism: Dunckerocampus dactyliophorus (ringed pipefish)
Lineage: Eukaryota; Metazoa; Chordata; Actinopteri; Syngnathiformes; Syngnathidae
Gene: cdcp1a
Product: CUB domain containing protein 1a
Exons: 9
Coding region: 166-2601 (811 amino acids)
Source: RefSeq, a predicted model, not a curated record